This is a messenger RNA of Pteropus alecto (black flying fox), 1608 nucleotides long. It is a transcript of the gene INSYN2B, whose product is annotated as family with sequence similarity 196 member B. The transcript is spliced from 3 exons. The coding region runs from base 1 to 1608 and encodes 535 amino acids. Gene Ontology annotation, biological process: inhibitory postsynaptic potential. The record is from RefSeq and is a predicted model, not a curated record. Gene Ontology annotation, cellular component: postsynaptic density. Lineage: Eukaryota; Metazoa; Chordata; Mammalia; Chiroptera; Pteropodidae.
AUGGCCCAGCAAAAUAUGAAAGUGCGUCCUGUGCUUCUAAAGCGUAACAGUCUAGAGUCUGUGGAGUUGGUGAAGCAACCACACCACCGCAGGAGCAAAUCUCAGCAGGUGCGAUUCAAGGAAGAUGGGACCGGUAAGACUCCGCCUGGCCUAGCUGAGGCGGAUGUCCACACUUCUGAAGACCCGACUGUGAUGGGCAAGACUCAAGCAUCCCGGCACCAUCAUCUCCCCACCUACUCGCUCUCCUUCCCCAGGGCCCAGAAGGCAGGGGGCUUUCAAAACAUCGGGAUCCAAACCUCCCCCAGUCUCAGGAAGCAUUUCCCGGUUUUCAAAAGGAAGAGACUCACAGCCAGCAAGUCACUGGUGGAAAUGCCAACCGCAUCCCAAAGUGCCAUCCAGGUCAAUGGCAACCUCUCUGAACAGGACAUUGUGUCUUCUGACCUUGCCUACUUAAGGCUGGCUCAGCAUCUUGAAGAUGGGCCUCGAAGGGUCCAGGUGUCCCACCCGUUCCUCCCUAGAAUGUCCAAGGUGCAGAGCAACGGGCCUGUUAGCAUAUGCCUGGAAGCAGGGACCUGGAGAGCCUCAGAGAAAGCAACAGCUGCCAUUCAGGUCCCGGAGGACAUUUACCACAGUCCCACCUGGGCAGCUGCAGAGCCCACUUCCAGCCAAGACAGGUCUGCAGAGAUAAGCAACUCCCUCCACCCUCUGGCUGACAUGUGUCCAGGAGACGGGGGAAGAGCGCCGCCAUCGGACGCAGAAAGCCCCGCCUCCCGUGUAAAUGCCACCAGCGGUGCCAACCACAUGCCAGGCACGGGGACACUUAACACCGAACUGCUUUUGCCCAAAGACAACUCUGAUGACAAAGGCUUUGGCCCACUGUCAUCUCGGUCAAAGGAAAUGUGUGUUCCCUCAGCUCCACGGACUCACGACUCCCCCUCACCAGGCUCUGGCAGCCAGCCCGCCCACCCAGGAGGGGCUUCAGACUGUUCUUCCUCGAGUAACAGUCACCAGGAUCUGCUGGCACCCAAACCUAACAACUCAUCAGAAUCUGUCCCUGAGUGUAAGGAGCAGACGGCAAAGAACCCCACGCAGUCGGACACCCCGGAGUUUCGAAAUUGCCCAGGAAAUGAUCACCUGCCAUCCUUUCUUCCAACGAGAGAGACUAGAUUUCAGAGCCACAGGGAGAUCAGCGGGAUCAAUCAAAUUCACCUGGCAAGGGGCGAACUCUGCGACCUCCAAGGCCGACUGCAAUCGGUGGAAGAAUCUCUGCACUCGAAUCAAGAGAAAAUUAAAGUCCUUUUGAAUGUCAUUCAAGACUUGGAGAAAGCUCGGGCUCUCACGGAAGGGCGCAACUUUUAUCGAACUGGCCAAGAUCUCAACAAUUGCAGUACCUGCCAGAACACAGCAUGCAUCAUAUACAGUGUAGAAUAUGAUUUUCGACAGCAGGAAGGCAGGUUCCAUGAAGUUCUACAGAGUCUGGAAGAAGCGGAACCAGCUGAGGAGCCACCUCCCCCACCCAAGUCCCCAGCGGAAGCACCGGUUCCCGAGAAGCAGGACUUGAGGAGGAAAACCAAGAAGGUGAAGAAGAAAUGCUUCUGGUGGAUCUGA